ACGUCACACCACCUCGCUCAGCACAGUCUGCUCCGGAGCUAGUGCCCAGCCGCGGCCGGCCAGUAGCGGCUUCGGGGAGUCCCCGGUCCCGAAUCUCGGGAAAUAUAAUGUAAUGCCCAGUUUCCAAAACGAAAUUCAUAUUAUCUGGAGAUAACGAACGUUGCAAAGACGCGAACUUAACGAUGGUUUCAUCGUAAUGUUUAUUUUGAAAUACGGAAUCUAUGAUAAGUCGACCUACACGUACGAAUUUGAUUUGAGAUCAGUUUUGUCGCACCACCUUACGUUUUCACAACACAGUCUUCGACAAUUCGGCCGCUCCGCUAAACUGAACAUGGAACGGCGUUUCGGAAACUGUGCAACUGUAGCUUGAACUUACUCACAAGUCAUAGUUUGUACUGAAGUUUUUGGGUUUGUGAAUUUUCAUAUUUUCUAAUCUUAAAAUAGUGUUUUGUUGAAUAGGUUAGACCAAUGGAAAGUAGUGUCUAUGGCUUGUUUGGUGCUUGAUACCUGUGUUGAUACUCUACAGAUAUCACUCGCUAUCGGUUAUCGCCGCCAGUAAUGUGGAAAUCGUGCAAAUCUCUAUGAUAUCUUAUCAGCUGGGAUGCUACGCGGAGGGCCGCGGUCCGGCCUCGCACUCGCCGCCGCAACGUGAGCGGCGCUGUACUCACGUGGCGCAGCUCGUCGAGGCGGUCCCUGCUCCUCAUGGCGCGGUCCGCCCGCACACUGCACGCUGCACGCUGCACGCUGCUCACUGCUCACUGCGCGGCGCUGCACGGUCGGUGCGCGCGCGGCGGUGUCUAAUCUCGAAUGAUAACGCUCGUGAUAUCACGCGCGCAUUAAGGUCAAGCCUCCACCUUCACGCCGCGCGCCGCACCGCACCGCAGCGCGCGGAGGUGUGCGCGUGUCGUAUGACGCGGCACGUGGGUCGCGCCAGGUCAUUGGAAGCGGUCUCCCGGGGCCCCGAUUUUAGAAUCGUAUUAGUCUAAUGAUUAUAUUGUUAAUUAAUCGAGCUCACCUUACCCGACGUGGUGUGGUAGGAGACAUUUUAAUUUUAUAGCUUAGUGGUUGUUUGGCGCAGAAUCUCGC
Messenger RNA from Maniola jurtina (meadow brown), 1086 nucleotides. RefSeq lists its product as uncharacterized. The transcript is spliced from 3 exons. The record is from RefSeq and is a predicted model, not a curated record. Lineage: Eukaryota; Metazoa; Arthropoda; Insecta; Lepidoptera; Nymphalidae. Bases 582 to 986 code for a protein of 134 amino acids.